This is a messenger RNA of Clunio marinus, 2538 nucleotides long. The record is from the annotation of a GenBank genome assembly. Lineage: Eukaryota; Metazoa; Arthropoda; Insecta; Diptera; Chironomidae.
AUUUUAAUUAAUUAUUCUGUUUCAUUCCAUGGUAAGGUUUCUGCCAAUGCCAGAAAAAUCAAGAAGAUCCUUGUAAGCUUAAGAGUCGUGUCGUAGGCGACGCAACAUACUGUGAUCGUUAUUGGGAGUGUGUCGAUGGUCAACCAGAGCUCUAUGAUUGUCCUAAUGGCCUUGUUUUUGCUGGCAAGAAUCGUGGCGUAACUGAGGGAUGUGAUUACCCAUGGAGAGCGUCAUAUUGUAUAGGAAAACAAACAGCAAAUGGUCCACUUUCAAAUGAACAUUGCGACUGGUUGUACGGAAUUUUUGGACAUGAAACUUCAUGCACACGUUACUGGACUUGUUGGAAUGGAACUGCCACUGAGCAAUUAUGCAUUGGUGGAUUACUUUAUAAUGAAGUAGCUCAUAGUUGUGACUGGCCAGAGAAUGUUGAAGGAUGUCAGAAGCACCCACUUUGUAAUGAUGAUGCAAACGGAAAUGUGCCAUUAGGGAAAUCAUGCAACCGCUAUUGGAAUUGUCAAGGCGGAUAUCCUCGUCUACAGAGAUGUCCCGCCAUGUUGGUCUUUGACCGUCACUCUUUGAGAUGUGUUGUACCACCAACUGACGAUUGCGAUGCUCCUGCAACUCCAGCUCCCAAUGAUGAUCCGGCAGAAGCUGAACGUGGUCAAAGAAACAUCUACACUGAAGCACAAGCAUCACAACCACAACAAUCCCAACAGCAGAACCAGCAACAGCAGAAGCUUGCGGGACGACCCCGAAAUUAAUUAAACUCUUUUUCUUCUUCUCCUUCUCUCUUAUCAAACAUCAUUGCAUCUCUUCCCUAAUGUAUUUCUGACACGCAAGCAUUUUAUCAUUUCUUUGCAUCUCUCUGAUAACAACGAAAGAUGAAAAUUCCAUCUCUCUUCUACAAACUUAAGCGAAACCAUCUACAUAGCAUGUGAAUCAUGACAAGUAAGAAGCGUUACUUUGACUCAGAUUUAUAUUAACUCAACUCUCAGACGACAUUUAUUUAUAUGUAUUUUGAAUGGAGCUUCAACAUAUUUUCAUUUUCACAACACCACUCGAGCUUUCCUUUCCUUUGCUUUGCUUUCAUCGCUAAGAAUGUGUAAUUCAAACAUCUUCAGUGAAGACGAAAUAACAAAAGACGAAGAAAUAAAAGAGCUAUCGUUAUCACGCAUGAUUAAAUAGAUUAAAGCAAUUAAAAUUUAAUGUGAGCAUGUAAAUAUAAAUGAACGAGAAAAUCAUGCAAAUUAAGAAAUGGAAUUAAAAUAAGACAAACGGAAAUUUGUUUCCAUUUUAUCCGCCACACAACACCAUAAAGUCGUGAUUUAUGUACUGAAUUUUCCUUUAAAGAUAACAACAGAAACAACAACUUAUUAACCAGAGCGUUCUAAUGCAACACAGACAUACACUUCACAAUCAUACUUACAUAAAUUCAAGGAGUGCUUGAGUCAGAAAAUCUUCAUACAUAUGAAAAUUAAUUAUAUUUGAAUUGCUAAUAGCUUCAUCUAUGCGAAGCGAGAAUGAAUGGAAAGCACAUUAAACAGUUAAAUGAGUGAAGAAGUUUUCGGAGCUUUAAAGCAUGGCAGAAAGUGAAACAUUUCCUUUUGAAUGCGAUGUGAACAAACACUAAAUAUUAUCAUGAACAUAUCUAUAUUUGUUAAACUUUAUGCUUUAUAUGUUAAGGGAGAAAGUGUCAAGCGUGAAAAACUUUCAAUGGCAUCAAAUGAAAAUUUUGUCACUGUGAGAAGAUUUGAAUUUUUAUUAACGUCGGUAUUAAAGGUGACGCAACUAAAUCUAUAAAUAAUUUUCAGUUAAAGUUUUCAGUCGUAUAAACUUUCCCAUUCAAUAACAGUAAUAAUAUAUAAUUAAUGAAAAUUUCCACAUCCUUUCAUUUCUCGGAGCAUGAAAGAGAGAAAAAUGUUUGGUUAAAAAUUAAACUCAGAUUCAUAAAUAGAUACUAAUGUGGAAAGGAAACAGUUCAAAUGUAGUAUUAUUCAUUAUAAUGAAUUUGGAAGCGAGCAUCGUGCACAUUCUCCCAUCUGAAAGACUCAAUUUAACAUACAUUGCAAAUGAAUACAUGACAAAUAAAAUUUUUAUGAUUUUUCAAGUAUCUUCAACAUGAGAAACGUGAAAUUGAAAUUAUAUGAAAUGAAAUUUCUAACAUUAUUUAGUUUCAUGAUUAUAACAUUUCCUCGAAAAUGAUAUAAAUCAUUUUGGAGCUUCGUUCUUCAUAAUUUGGGUUGAACAUUUAUAGCAAAUAUUUUGUCCCGAGGGCGCACAAAUGUAAAAACUUUUGACGAAGGGAAAACUUUCAACUUUAAUAUUCAAAUUUAAUCUUUCAAAAGAAAUCUGUUCUUAAAUUAUGUGUUUAUUUGGGAUAUGGAUCAGAAGCUUCCUACCUACAUAUCUAUUUACUUUGAAACAAAUGAGAUAAAACUCAGAUUAUCCUAGAUUAUAAUCUAUAUUGAACAUUGUUAAAUUUUAGAAAACUAUUUAAAAGAAAAUUAACUUCUCAAUAAAUCAUUUCAAGGAAAUAAA